Messenger RNA from Humulus lupulus (European hop), 708 nucleotides. RefSeq lists its product as uncharacterized. The coding region runs from base 1 to 708 and encodes 235 amino acids. Lineage: Eukaryota; Viridiplantae; Streptophyta; Magnoliopsida; Rosales; Cannabaceae. The record is from RefSeq and is a predicted model, not a curated record. The transcript is spliced from 2 exons.
AUGGCCUCAAAUAGGCCUCUAGACAAUGACCAUUCUCUUUUCAUCCAGAGAACAAACUUUCUGUUUUUGGCUGUACUCGUAUAUGUAGACGACAUCAUUGUUGCUAGCAACAAUAACUCUGCCAUUACUCUCUUCAAACAAGCCUUAAACUCCAAAUUCAAACUAAAAGACAUUGGUUCUCUUCGUUUUUUUCUUGGCCUUGAAAUCGGCAGAACCAAACAAGGAAUUUCAGUUUCCCAACGACCCUUUACACUUCAGCUACUAAAAGAAACAGGGUACCUAGGAGCAAAACCAGCUUCAACUCCCAUGGAACCCAAUCUAAAACUUAGCAAAGAUAAAGGAGCUCCAAUCCCAGACCCUACAAUUUACAGAAGCUUGAUUGGGAAACUCAUUUACCUUACAAUAACAAGACCAAAUAUAUCAUAUGCUGUUAAUCACCUCAGCCAAUUUUUGACUUGUCCUCGAGCACCUCACCUACAAGCUACACAGCGUAUUCUGCAAUAUCUUAAAAGAACUCCUGGUCAGGGCCUUUUUUUCCCAUCAGAUACAUCUCCCAAACCUUCAGCAUAUGCUGAAACAAGUUUAUCUACAACCAAUGUUCAAGUCUCUUUCUUUGCAGAUGCUGAUUGGGGAAGUUGUCAAGACACUAGACGUUCCAUUUCCGGGUAUUGUGUCUUCCUAGGCUCUUCUCUUGUCUCAUGGAAAUAA